Halichondria panicea is the source of this 4465-nucleotide messenger RNA. Its product is annotated as ATP-dependent translocase ABCB1-like. Gene Ontology annotation, cellular component: membrane. Gene Ontology annotation, biological process: transmembrane transport. The record is from RefSeq and is a predicted model, not a curated record. NCBI's taxonomy places the organism in Eukaryota, Metazoa, Porifera, Demospongiae, Suberitida, Halichondriidae. Gene Ontology annotation, molecular function: ATP binding; ABC-type oligopeptide transporter activity; ATP hydrolysis activity. The transcript is spliced from 14 exons. Bases 233 to 4306 code for a protein of 1357 amino acids.
AGGACGCUGUGAUAAUCAUCUUUAAUUACUAGUAAAAGGUCAUCAGGUUACGGUGUGUUUUGUGUUUCAUCAUCUUGAUUAAAGGUUAUAAAUACCCACAAGCUAGCAGGUUAGCUACAGAAUUAUUUCACGAGACUUAUACAAGCCUUAGCGUAUCCCAAUCAACAUUAGAAGAAAUCAUCGAGGGCAACAAGAAGCAAGCAACUCAUUGCGUGCAGACAGUCUGUUCAGAAUGGCUGACAAUUCUAAAGAAUCUAAGGAUCUCGUAAUUGAGGUGGACUUGUCUGAGGAUCAUGCUCCAGAACCCAAGGAAGCAACAGUUGUAAUCUCGAAUAAAGAAGAAAAAGAAAAAGAGGUGAAAGAAGAGGAAAAAGAAAAAAAAAAGCGUGGAAAUCCAAUUUUCCUUUUUCGUUUUGCCUCCUGUCUGGACGUGAUCUUCAUGCUGAUCGGCACACUAGCAGCCACUAUACAUGGAGCAUCUCUGCCUCUACUCAUGCUCUUCUUUGGAGACCUCAUCAACAGUUUUAUCUACGAGGCCAUUUCCUCGGGUAUCCAGCAAAAUCUCAAUGCCACCUUCAACGUUAUUUUUGACUGUGACACUGUUAUGUUCAACACCAGUAUCGACUCUAUCAUUAUGGAACAGUUUGAAGGAUCAAGUUGUUUACUUGGAGACGAGUUCACUGCGGAGAUCAAUGUCAUUGUGUUCAUUUUCCUUGGAAUUGCCGGAGCUGUGUGGAUAGCUGCGUACCUUCAGGUUGGACUCUUGCAAGCGUCUGCUGAACGGCAAGUUCAGAAGAUUCGCCUGUUGUACUACAAGUCUGUACUGAGGCAGGAUAUAGCAUGGUUUGAUGAAAACCCCUCAGGAGAGGUGGGAAGCAGAGUAUCUGAUGAUAUUGACAAGAUUCUUGAGGGCAUUGGAGACAAGAUGGCCCAGUUCCUGCAAGGUCUUGCCACCUUUGUCGCUGGUUUUGUGAUUGCCUUCUCUCAAGACUGGAGACUGACUCUCUUCAUUCUUGCCUUCACACCGUUUCUGGUCAUAGCUGCAUCAAUUAUCUCUGUUCUCACGGCUAAGUUCACGACCAGAGAGCAAAAAGAGUAUGCCUCAGCCGGUGCAGUGGCAGAAGAGGUUCUCUCCUCCAUUAGAACAGUUGUGGCCUUUGGUAGUGAGAAGACUGAGAUGAAACGCUACAACUCAAAGCUUGAUGAGGCUAGGAAACUAGGUGCAAAGAAAGGAUUCAGCUUUGGGAGCAUUUUUGGCUUCAUCUUUUUCUUCCUAUUCUUCAUGUACGGCUGUGCGUUCUGGUUCGGAGCUUACCUAAUAGCACGGCAAGGGGCGGAGCCUGGCAAUAUCCUUACUGUCUUCUUUUCUGCCCUCAUUGGAGCAUUUUCUCUUGGUCGUGCUGGGCCAGACAUGGAGGCUCUCCUCACAGCUGCAGGUGCAGCACAGGAGGUGUACAACACCAUUGACAGGGUUCCACCAAUUGAUGCAAGCUCAGAGGAGGGUCUGAAACCCGAGGGUAAAUUUGAGCCUACUGUUCAACUGAGAAAUGUUAACUUCACCUAUCCCUCCAGACCAGAUGUACAGGUGCUGCAUGAUGUGAACCUGUUAGUAGGUGUGGGUCAGACUCUCGCUCUGGUCGGCCCCAGUGGGUGUGGCAAAAGCACAGUUGUGCAACUUAUCGAGAGGUUCUAUGAUGUGCAAGGAAGUGAAACAAACUUCUUCAACACUGACAAUGGACAGAUUUUGGUUGGAGGUGAAGAUGUUCGCAAUUUGAACCUCAAGUGGCUACGCAGUCAGAUAGGUCUAGUCUCUCAGGAGCCAGUUCUCUUUGACACUACCAUUGCUGAGAACAUUCGCUUUGGCAAAGAAUCUGCCACAAUGGAGGAGAUACAAGAGGCUGCCAAGAGUGCCAAUGCUCACGAUUUCAUCUCUGCUUUGCCCAAAGGCUACAACACUCUGGCUGGUGAAGGAGGCACCCAACUCAGUGGAGGACAAAAACAACGGAUCGCCAUCGCUCGAGCUCUCAUUGCCAACCCCAAGAUUCUUCUCCUGGACGAGGCCACCUCUGCCUUAGACUCUCAAAGCGAAUCUAUUGUCCAAGAAGCUCUGGAUAGGGCACGCUCUGGCAGGACUACGAUUGUGAUAGCUCAUCGAUUGUCGACCAUCCAAAACGCUGACAAGAUAGCUGUAAUGGAGAAGGGAUGUGUGGUGGAAGUAGGGACACACAGUGAGCUCAUGAACAACAAGGGACUCUACUUUGACCUCGUGAAUGCACAGAUGGUUGAAACAGAUGAGGUGUUUAUACAGACUAGCCCUGUCAAGAGUUCUGGUCGCAUCCGAAUGACGUCAGAGAGUGGAUCAGUACACGACUUCCAACGACAGGGAAGCCUUCAUCGUCAGGGCAGUGUGAAACGUCAACUCUCCUCCACGACCAAACAAGAGGGGGUCCAGAGUCAAGUUUCGGCGGUGAAGGACAAGGACCAGGAGCAGUGGGACAAAGAUCUGCCAGAGGUCUCUCUCUUUAGAGUGAUCCGUCUAAACGCUCCAGAGUGGUGGAUGAUACUUUUAGGAGUGAUAGCGUCUGCACUCAGUGGAGCAGUUUUUCCUGUCUUUGGAUUGGUGUUUGGUGAAAUUUUGGGAGUAUUCAGUUUGCCUCUUGAUGAGAUUGUACCUGGGGUAAGCCUCUAUGCCGGUUUGUUCUGGGUUCUGGGAUUUGUGGCUGGAUUCGGAUUCUUUGUUAAGACGUUGACUUUCACAGUGGCUGGGCAAAACCUGACGGCUCGAUUGAGGGCUCUCUCAUUCAAGGCCAUUUUGCGACAGGAGAUUGGCUGGUUUGAUGAGGAGAGGAACUCUACAGGAGCACUCACCUCGAGGCUGGCUCACGAUGCUGCUCAAGUACAGGGGGCCACUGGUAGUCGAAUUGGCGUACUCAUUGAGACGAUGACGGGUCUCGUCCUUGGUGUAGUCAUUGCAUUUAUCUAUUCCUGGCUGCUCACUUUGGUUGUCCUGGGCCUGGUGCCCUUCAUCAUAUUUGCCGGAAUCAUACAAACUAAGGCAAUCACCAGCAGAGUCAACAAGAACAAGAAAUAUGUGGAGACCUCGGGCAAGAUUGUGGUGGACUCGACUAGUAACAUUCGCACGGUAGCAUCUCUCACUGCUGAGGACAACUUCUACAGACAGUACCACAAGGAGCUCUCUAUCCCCUAUAAACGCUCAGUCUUCGUAAACCCAUUGAUCUACGGAUUCACAUACGCCUUCUCCCAAGCCACCCUCUAUCUAAUGUACGCUGUUGUUUUCCGAUUUGGAGCAUUUCAGAUUGUUUCCGAUGAUCCAAUUAUUCACGAGGAUUUCAAUGACGUGUUCCGCACUUUCAUUGCUCUCGUGUUUGGUGCUUUCUCCAUUGGUCAAGCGAGUGCAUUUGCUCCCAACUACGUCAAAGCCAAGCUGUCCUCCAAUCGGAUCUUUGCUCUCCUUGACCGUGAGCCAGUCAUCGACAAUUAUGACGAAUCAGGCCAGAAACUAGACAAAGUAUCUGGUGAUCUAUCUAUUGAGGACUUGUUCUUCACUUACCCUGCUCGUCCCGACGUCCAGGUGAUCAAGGGAAUCAAUCUCUCAGUCAAAGCAGGUCAGACUCUCGCUCUGGUCGGCCCCAGUGGGUGUGGUAAGAGUACAGUGGUACAACUUAUCGAGAGGUUCUACAACCCAAGUAAAGGUGGACUCAAACUGGAAGGGAUUGACCUGCGUGAUUUGAACAUCUCCUGGCUCCGCUCUCAGAUUGGGAUAGUGUCUCAGGAGCCGGUGUUGUUUGACGGAACGAUUGCUGAGAAUAUCCGAUACGGGGCCCUGUUCAGAGAGGUGUCUGAUGAGGAGGUGAUUGCUGCGGCCAAAUCUGCCAACAUACACAGUUUCAUUGAGACACUGCCAAUGGGUUACAACACAAAUGCUGGUGGAAAAGGCACCCAGUUGAGUGGUGGACAAAAACAACGUGUGGCCAUUGCUCGAGCUCUCCUCCGAGAUCCGAAAGUCCUCCUUCUGGAUGAGGCCACCUCUGCCCUGGACUCUGAGAGUGAGAGGGUGGUACAAGAAGCUCUCGACAAGGCCAGGGAGGGCAGGACCUGCAUAGUCAUUGCUCACCGUCUCUCAACCAUAUAUAACUCCGACUGCAUUGCUGUGAUCAAGGAUGGUCAGGUGCUGGAGUCGGGGACGCACUCUGAGCUGCUGGCUAAAGAGGGCCUCUACUACAAGCUCAACAAGUACCAGGCCCUGGCAAAGGCAGGCUCUAGUGAAAAUGUUGACUCUCAGUAAACUUUUCUAGUUGAUAUUCCAUGCACUGUAUAUAGUCAAUCGAUUCUCUGUUUCUAAUGUUGUAUAACUCUUAGUGUUUUAAUUGUGAUCAUUCCUGCAAUUAUGAUUUGCUAACUUUUGUAAUUACUAUUGUUAUUAGUGUGAUUAUUAUGAUGUUGA